AUCUUAACCUUCGAGACCAAGAACCCCACGGAGCUGUCGGAGCGCCUGCGCGCCAUCUGCGGCAACCAGAGCAACGCCUACGCCCGCCUGCUGGAGUACCGCCUGAACGCGCUGCGGGGCCUCUGGAACGCCCAGCGCCAGCUGGCCUUGGAGGAGCAGCACGAGCGGGAGAGCUCGGGCGACGAGGAGGCCCUGGCUCUGCUCAAGCGGCAGGGCCUCCUGCAGCACUCGGAGCAGGCGCCCUUCACCUCCCGCAUGGGGCUGCUCCUGGUCUUCCCCCUGAUCGAGUCCCAGAGCAGGACAGACCCUUCCUUGGGUAACGUCACCGCCGAGGUGCUCCUGACAUGCCUCCGGGACUGCCAGCCUCUGAGCCUGACCAAGGAGCCUGCCGACUGCCUGAACGGCAUCGAGGCUCUGCUCUGCUCCUGGCUGGAGGAGACCUCGCCCUGCGGCCAGCAGAUCCCCCACCGGCAGAAGGAGAACGCCGCCGCCGCCCUGGUGGCCUUGGCCUGCGCCAGGGGGUCCCUCAAAACCUUUGUCCACACCGUCCAUCUCCUACAAAAACAGACUGACUUGGGAUCCCUGCCCGUGGCUGACGUGUUGUACAGGCUGCUGCUUUUAGAAGGCGGACCCGGAUCGCCCUCCUGCCUGCUUGGGGGCAAACACAUGGUGUCCUGGGGGUUUGAGGACAUGCUGCCGGCACCUGAGGCCAGCCCUGGCUCUGGCUCGGAAAAUAAAGAUGCGGACUUAGGACGCUGCCUGGCAGUGGAUGGGCUUUAUCUUUAUACCACCAACUCCGUUGGCCGGGGAAUCAGCAAAUUGGGCUCCGGAUUACACGGUACUUUACGGGGCUUUGUGUAUUCCCGCAACGAGGAGCUGGAAUCCGGCUGGGUGGCCUUCGGCAACGGCCGGCUGCUCCACAGGCCAGUUUCUUUCGACAGCAAACCUCACUCCCUUUUCCAGGUCAUCGAUCAGAACACGCUUCAGGUGUGCCAGCUUCUCCCAAUGCCCCCCGAUCACUUCCCCAUAGGCAGCACCAUGACCACCGUCCACCUCUCUUCGGACGGGACCUACUUCUACUGGAUCUGGUCUCCCGCGAGCUUGAAUGAAAAAACCCCCAAGGGCCACUCCGUCUUCAUGGACGUCUUUGAGCUCAAGAUGGACAACGGCCUCUGCAUCGCCCGGCCCCUCCAGGAGCGCAUCAUCCUGAUGAGGAAAGAGGGGGACUCGGCCAAGAGCAUUAACGAGAUGCUGCUCAGCCGGCUCUCCAGGUACAGGGCCUCCCCCUCGGCCACCCUGGCUGCGCUGACGGGCUCCACCAUCUCCAAUACCCUGAAAGAGGACCAGGCAGGUGGUUUUCAAAUUUUUCUUCAGCCCCCAAACGGAGAAGAACCGGGAGAUUGUCCGGCGAUCGGGCCUUUUGCUCUGGCAGCUCCUGAUGGCCCCCGUUGACCAGAUCAGCCCUGAAAUUCAGAAGGAGGUCUGCUUGGCCAUCAGUUCUGGUCUAAGCAUCCUGUACCCUGGAGAAACAGAAAUUAAUAACCUACUGAAACUGGUCUUAACAGAAGUUUUCAGAACGGCCUUGUUGCUGAAAACCCAGUCUCCGAUUUUCUCAGACGUCAAUGGUUCUCCUGCAGGGGCCUCUGAAGCGAGGAGCAAGCUCUUCCCUGAUGAGAGAUCCCAUAUGGCGCCAUUCAUUUGCUUGCUCCCCUCUGAGGAGCUCUUAAGAAACGCUCCUGCGGGUUUGAUCUGCCCCCCGUGCCAACCCCCUGUGCCUGUUGUGUUUCCGCUGCAGCUGGUCAUCUACGCCGGGCCCAACACAAACAGUCGGAAGGUUGCCGAAUACGGAGGCAACACCUUGGGAUACGGCAGCCGCAGCGUCUUGGGGACAGGGUGGCCUAAAGAUUUGGUCAAGGUGGAGGGAGACACCGUCACCUUCUCUUUCGAAAUGCGGAGCGGCCGAGAACACAACACCCCAGAUAAAGCCAUGUGGGGCUUCGCCUGCACGGUCCGGGCGCAGGAAUCCUCGGAAGACGUCUCGGAUGCUGGUGCUUGUCAGAGGCUGGGGGGUGGGGGAGAGGGUCACCCAGAUGCAGGAGGGCCACUUUUUGCCGCUCUCAUCGGAGCCGACCCUUUCGCAGGGGGAUCCACGGAGGCGGUGCAUUCGGGCCUCGCUCGCCAGGUCUCCAGCCUCUUAACCAAUCACCUGGCCCGGGCCACCGAGUGCUGCGGCAACCAGGCAGCCGGCAACGAUGCCCUGCAAGACGUCCUCAGCCUUCUCAACGAUCUUUCCAGGAGCCACAUUGGCAAAGCCAUCCUCAGCCAGCCGGCCUGCGUGUCCAAACUCCUCUCUCUGCUCCUGGACCAGCGCCCCUCCCCCAAGCUGGUCCUCAUCAUCCUUCAGCUCUGCCGGGCCGCCCUUCCCCUCAUGAGCGUGGAGGACUGCGGGAACGUGGAGCUGCCCCCCUGGAGCUACUCCGUGCCUUCCCUGAACAGCGAGCAGGACGAUCCCAGCGACCCGGCCUCCAAGAUCGCCUCCCUGCUCUUGGCCAAGCUGGCGGAUUACGUCGUUCCAGGAUGCCAGACGGUUCUCUCUCCAACCGCUUCGGAGCCAGAUACGUCCCUCACGAAAGCGAACCCCAAAAGUUCCCUCAAGGGGGACAAAGACCCAGGAGAAGAGAGCGAGGCCGUGGACGGCAAGCUUUCCAUAUUUAUCCACAAGCGAGAAGAUCAGUCGUCUCACGAGGUCCUCCAGCCGCUCUUAAGUAGCUCAGAAGGUCGCCCCUUUCGCCUCGGCACAGGCGCCAACAUGGAGAAGGUGGUGAAGAUGGACCGAGACAUGACCAAGAGCGGCUGCUGUGAGGUGAUCACGGAGGAGGCGGCUGCAGCUUUGCGGAAGGCCACCAAGUGGGCCCAAUCCGGGCUGAUUGUGAGCGUGGGCCCCCCGGUGGAAACGGUCAGUCCCGAAAGCACCAGCGGCCUCUCCACUGGGGACAAGAAGAAGACGGCCCAGACCUCCAUCUGCAGGGAGCGGAAUUCGGAGCUGGCCAGGACUGACCCCGUGCGGCCCUUCAUCAGCGGGCACGUGGCCAACAGCAUGGCGGCAGAGGUGAUCGCUCUGCUUCACAGCUUGCUCAUGGCGCCCGAGUCGAACGCAGCUCAGAUAUGGACGACCACCGCUGAGAAAGUCUUGUCUCGGGCGCUGAUGUACAUUCCCCAGCUGGGAAAAUACGCCGAGAGCAUCUUGGAGAACGGCAGCAGCAACGGAAGGAAGCUCGCCAAGCUCCAGAGGAUCGCUCGCCAAGCAGUGGCUGCCCUGUGUGCCCUGGGGGGCUUCAAGGAGACCAUCAAAAUCGGCUCAGAGGUUCAGGUGUUGGGUCGAGGAAUUGCCAGGAGCGUUGGUGUGGUGGCCUCCAUUAAUGAACAGGAAGGGAUCGCCACCGUCAGAUUUCCCCCUGUGAAUAUAGACUCUAGGAAGACCUCCCAGGCCUCAGACAUUUUGACCAUUCCGUUGUCGCGACUCUGCAUUCCACGGUCGGAGGAGGUCAACUCGGUGAUCCAGAAGCCUUCGCACCCCAUGGCCAAGACCAAAAUCCUGGUCAAGAGCCUGAUGAACCGAGCAGAGUUGCUCCUGCACGUCACCAUCGCUGCCCAGUCGGGACUCACCCGGAGCAUCUCCGGCACCCCGGCAGAAACGCCAGCGUGCAAGUCCGCCUCGGAAACCAAGGUCAUCUCCCACGCUGUUCGCCAGCCAGUUUUCCUGCGCAGCAUGUCGGCUCCCUCUGAUCUGGAAAUGAUCGCAAACGAAGACCUGGAGUUCACCAGGUCGAGCCAGAGGCGGCGCCAUGUUCCGAGCCACAGGAGCAGCUCCUUCACCCUCCUGCAGUCGCUGGCCAUCGAAGACAGCCGGGACAAGCCCACCUACAGUGUCCUCCUGGGACAGCUCUUUGCCUUCAUCGGAACCAAUCCUGAGCAAGCAUACGACAGCGACUCCUCCUGCCAUUACAAGACGGAGCGCAGCUAUGAGAACUUCAUCAUCUCUGGCCCAGAUCUUCACCCUCCGCCCAUCGCGGACGACGAGAGCGACGAUGACGACGACGACGACGUCCCCCGGGAGGACCACUACGCCCUGCUGGUGAAGGCCUGGGAGACCAAGGUCUUCCCCACCAUUAGGAGGCGUUUCCGCAACGAAGCCGAGAGGAAAUCCGGCCUGGAUCAAAUUAAGGGAGCUUUGCAGUUAGGGGAGCGGCUCCUUGUGGUCGAAGCGCAGUGCGAAAGGUUACGGAUGCUCUACCGUGAUAGCGCUCGCCCCCCUCCGCCCCCCCUCCAGGCAGACCGAAGACAGCUCCGUGUCUUCUUGGUUCAGCCUAAAGAAAUCACCUGGAGCCCUUCGAGGGUCUUCCCACCUGUGCGGGCCUGCAUGUUCUCCUCCCACCUCACUGCGGUGACCUUCCUGGCGGACCCCAGCGCAGGGGGAGGGCUUCCUCGGGGCACCUUCAUUUACGCCACCUCGGCAGUUCCUGUGCAGGCCCCCUCUUUCUACUGGGAGAUCGAAAUCGUCUCCUACGGAGAUGCAGAUGACGACACGGGGCCGAUCGUCUCCUUUGGCUUUGCCACGGAAGCUGAGAAACGCGACGGGGCGUGGACCAACCCCGUGGGCACCUGCCUCUUCCACAAGGGGAAGGGUUGUCUGGGGGCAAACGGCUCGUGUCUUCCGGGUGGGGAGGGGGGUCCCUCUCGGAAGGACUCCGAUCUUUGCUCUCUUCCUUCAGGGCUGAUUUUUUACGACACGAAAGUAACGGUCUUGAACCGCGUGCUCAAUGCCACAGUGCAGAGGACGGCUGACCACGCAGCCCCAGAGAUCACCCUGGACCCCCUCGAAAUAGUGGGAGGAGAGAUUCGCUCUUCAGAAAAUUCCUACUUCUGCCAGGCCGCCCGGCAACUGGCUUGCAUCCCGUCCUCGCAGCUCUGUGUGAAGUUGGCCAGUGGAGGAGACCCCACUUACGCCUUCAACAUUCGCUUCACUGGCGAGGAGGUCCACGGCACAACUGAACGAUGAAACCGAGCUGGAGGCCCUGUGUGCGGAGAUCGCCUCCCAGCACCUGCCCAUGGAGAGCCCGGACAGCCCCAACAAGCCCAGCUGCAAGUUCACCUAUGUAACUAUGACGGGGGAAGAAGUGGAGCUGUGCGCCCGAGGCAGACACAUCCCUGUGGUGUGGGAGAACAAGGACGUCUACGCCGCGGCCAUUCGCAACCUGAGGCUUCACGAGCUGCAGACCGCUGAGUGCGUGAUGGCCGUGCGGGCCGGCUUGGCCACCAUCAUCCCGCUGCAGAUUUUGACCUUGCUGACCCCCCUGGAGUUGGAGCUGAGGACUUGUGGGCUCCCCUACAUCAACCUGGAAUUCCUCAAGGCACACACCAUGUACCAAGUUGGGCUGAUGGAGACCGACCAGCAUAUUGAAUUUUUCUGGGGGGCCUUGGAGAUGUUCACCCAGGAGGAGCUGUGCAAAUUCAUCAAGUUCGCCUGCAACCAGGAGCGCAUCCCCUUCACCUGUCCCUGCAAGGACGGGGGUCCGGACACAGCCCACGUGCCGCCCUACCCCAUGAAAAUCGCGCCCCCGGAUGGCACUUCAGGCUCCCCGGAUUCCCGCCACAUCCGCGUGGAGACCUGCAUGUUCAUGAUCAAACUCCCUCAGUAUUCCUCGUUGGAGACCAUGCUGGAGAAGCUCCGGUACGCCAUCCACUAUCGCGAGGACCCUCUCAGCGGUUGACCUGCUCCCCCUCCCCUCCGGGGGUCGGCCCUUCGGAGGACGCGCCGGAGAAGCCAAGCGAUGGCCAGGCAAGAGCGGCAGGGGAAUCUGGUCCUCUUGCGACGGCCUGCGUGGAAGACCUCCUCCUCCCCGUAGACCUCGGGGGUGGAUGGAACCGUCUGACGCUGUUGCUGCUGCUGCUGCUGCCUUAUAGGAAACUUAGUCUGGGGAACAAGGUUUGCAAUCCUGGGGGAUCCCCCCCCCCCAUUUUGUCCUCAUCGGAAGGGAGACUCGGGGAUCGGCCGUGUAAGGGGGAGGCCUUCCGCCACCGUUUCUGAGUGCAUCGGUGAAGCAACCACACUUCGUUGUUGUUUUUUGGGGGCGGGGGGGAAUCGGGGCUUAACGUAACUCAGUAGAGCAGAAGUCGCAUUCCCCCCCCC
Messenger RNA from Thamnophis sirtalis, 6190 nucleotides. Lineage: Eukaryota; Metazoa; Chordata; Lepidosauria; Squamata; Natricidae. The record is from RefSeq and is a predicted model, not a curated record.